UUGAAGUUUCUGUCAUGUGAAUUGAGUCUCUCUCUGUCAUAUUUUCACAACCUCAAAAUUAAAGAAAUAUUUGAUAAAUAAAUAAUAGCUAUCAUAAUUUUAACUACUUCAUAUUAUCCAAUAAAAAUUUAUAGAAAUGGGUGGCAAGAGUAGGCAAGCUCAAAGGACUAAAAACAAUGCUAAACCAUCUAAUAGUGGUCGCAGUGCAGAGUAUUUAAGCAAUAAUAUGCCCCAUUUUUCGGGGUUUACUGGAAGAAAAGAAACUGGUUUCAUAUUUCCUCUAAUGGCAACAGAAGAUAUAGAACUAAGUAUUGAUGCAAAUUUCCAGGUGGUGUUGAAGAAAAUGAACAAAAAAGAUAAUACCACAAAAAUCAAGGCAUUACAAGAAUUUGCUGAUCUCGUGAAAAAUUCUGAUGCUGAGGUUAUUAAAACUAUACUACCUUAUUGGCCUAGGUUAUAUAAUAGCUUGGCUACAGAUUCUGAGAACAAAGUCAGAGAAGCAACCCAUGUUGCACAUAAUGAAGUUGUACAGAAGGUGAAGAGAAAUCUGGCUCCUCAUCUAAAAUCUAUAAUUGCUUCUUGGUUUACUUCACAAUAUGAUACAUAUCCUCCAGCAGCGACUGCUGCAACAAUGUCUUUCAAGAAUGCAUUUCCUGAGAAAAAAAUAGAAGAGGUCAUAGUUUUUUGUAACAAAGAAAUAUUGGAUUAUAUUCAUGAUAACUUAUUUAUCCACACUACCCAAACUGUUAGCAACCCGAAGCACAAUACUCCAGAAGAAUUACAAGAUAAAUAUGAAAGGGUUCUAAUAUCUAGUUUACUUGGAUAUUCUCUUUAUUUGAAGAAAAUUCCAAAAGAUAAAAUAGAAGAAAUGGCAGACAUAAACAGAAAAAUCAUAAAUAAUAAUAAGUUCUGGAAAUACUCUAAGCACAAUCUCAUUAUUGUCCGGGCAGCUUGGUUUAAAGUUUUAAUCGCUUUAUUUGAAAAGGCACCCUUUUUAUUAGAAAAAGACGAAGGACAUGUAGUUUCUUAUAUCCUUGGUAGUAUAGAUGAAAAUGAUCCAGUUGUAUUACCGUUAGUAUGGCAGAAUGUUCUACUUACUAUUUCUUCAAUAAAGGAAUGGUGGACUAAAGUUAAUAUUGACAAAUUGAUGUUACCAAAAUUAUGGAAGGUACUCAAAAAUGGAGGACAAGGUAAUGCUGCAGUUAUAUUCCCAAAUCUUUUACCUCUAUUGUCAAACAUGAUGAGUAUUAUUGAUGUGGACACAUUCUACACAAAUUUCUUCACUAAUCUUUGUUUAGGUUUGAAGCAAAAAACAGUGAUAGCAAGUAAGUCAGAAUCAACAGCAAUAUCAAUCUCUUUAUUAGAAUGUAUACGAUAUGUCAUCAUGAAAAAUGAAGAGAACACCACUUUAUGUGAAAAAGUUAUCAAAUCUUUUUUAAUACCUACAAUCCACUGGUGUUUGACAGAAACCCAAUGCUGUUAUAAGACAAUUUUCAAUCAAACAGCUUCUUUGGCUCAAUAUUGGAGCAGGAAUAAUCUAAAUGGGAAUUCAAAUUAUAUCAGAUAUCUCACAUACUUUUUUGAUAAUAUCAACUCUCUCUUCGAUGGAAUUCUUUUGGAUUUAGACUACUCAAAUUCUGAAAGAAUAUUAUGUGUAUCUGAGAAACAAGUGGAAUUUUUCAAAAUAAUGAAGCACACUCCUAAAAUUAAGAAAGGGUUAAAAGUUAAAUUCGAUAGUAACAAGGAAACAGUUGAAGGAAACCACAUUAGUUGUUCACUCGAGCAACUUAAUGAGUUUUAUAUAAAUACUUUAACAGGCGUUGUUUUGAGAACAUGCGAAACUUAUGUUAAAAUUAUAGAUGAUAAAAAAUUGAAGGAAUUGCUUGAUCAUCUGGCUGUAUUAAUUCAAGAAUUUGAUUCCAUAAGUUUCUUUGAUCACAUGAGUAAAAAGAUGGCUAAAGAUCAAGAGAGUGAUAUUCUCAUAAUUUAUGAGAAUUUGUUGAGAAAUUGGUUGGAAUGUGAGAAUUUAUGGUGCAAAUCCCUCAUUCACAUUAUUUUCUUAACAUUCAAACAUUUAGAUGAUGGUAAAAAAGGAAUUGUUUUGGAUAGUUUGAAUAUGAUUACAAAUGAGGGGUGCCUUGGAUGGUGUUUGGAAGAAGCCUUAUCACAUCAAUACAAUAAAGAUACUUUAAUACGAAAAUGGCUAAUCGGCGAUAAAGUCUCAAAUUUCUUGGUUGAUAUUGUGGAAAAGGAAAUAAAUGAUUGUUGUCCUCCCGAUUUCAGUGUGCUCUUCAAGUUAGCAAUAACUGAAAAUGAUGAUGAAGAACUUUAUGUGAGCAAAGAAGCAAUAUCCAAGGUUUUAGAUAAAUUGAUACAUGCUCUUCUACAUCCAAAUGAUCAUCUUACUACUAUAGAUACAUGUGCAAGUCUUGCUUCAUAUCUGUCUGCUAUAGUAUAUACCAAAAAUUAUCUUCUCACAUUCACUGAUGAACUUCUAUUGUCACUGAUGAAACUUUUUUGCCAUACGGGUAUCGAUAUCGAGUAUUUGUCCAGCGAUACAAUUUGGGAAGUACAAACAGCAUGGCAGGAUGCUUUAACUGUAUUGUCAAGUAGUCUUCCCAGAACUGAUUUAGAAAUGACAGUUGAUAAAGUUGUUUCUUUCAUUCAAGAAUCAUUUGUUAGUGAUAACUUAGAAGAUGAAAAACUUGAAAAACUCAUUGACGUUUUGAUCAAUUUUUGUCGAGCCAUUUAUAAAGCUACUCCUCUUGAAAUGAGUAAUAUUUUAAGUAAAUUAUUCGACCAUGACUUCAUACUUGAUAAUAGAAAUUUGGUAACAGAACUUUGUAAGUCAGCUGAAUAUUUAAAUGGAAAAUUAGCAAGUUGCUACAAUGAAAUAAAAAUUGAAAGUGAUAUUAAUGUUGAGUCUCGAGAACUAUUACACUUUUUUACAUGGAUGUAUGUAAGAGUUAGUGUUCUCACUGCAAAUGUAGAAGAUACAACGGCUGAUGAUGAGGAGGAAGAAGAAGAUGAUAAUCAAGUUGCAGAAAUCUGGUCCAUUUUAGAUUCAAGAAUGUGCUGGAUUUCUCAAACACUUUAUGACUUAGAGUUGGCAAGAUGCUUUCUUGAGAAUUACAAAACAGUACAAUCUUCUGAAAUAAUACAGCAAUACACAGAAAAGGCCUAUUCGAGUUGUUCAGUUUUGAUGAAACGUUUUGUAGAUGAUGAUAAAAACGCUUUGAAUUUCUUAAUACAAUCUAUGGUAUUUUCUGAAUCUUGGAUGUGGAUUAGAACAUUCUAUACUCUUCAAACAGACCUAUUAAAUGAAGAUCCAAUAGAUGCGUAUGCCAAUUUAGUUAAAAAUGCUAGUAUUGAGAAUAACCUUGCAGUGAUUCAAGCCACUCAAGUGUUUUCAAAACAUUUAGAUUAUGAUUAUGUAACUCACAUAUUUGACAAUGUUGGAAGAAUAAUUGUACUCAGGUGUUUAGCUGAAUGUCAAGAAAUUGAUGUGCAGAUAGCGGAAGUUAUGUCUACAAUAGAAACGUUUAAAAAUGAUAUUUUAAAAAUAAAUUUGCAAAGUUCGAAUUUGGAUUGGCAAUCAUAUCAAAUAAUUUUGGAAAUAGUCAGACUUUUCAAUGAAUUGAUCAGAACUCAGUUCAACUCUUUGUCAAGAGGGCGAUUAGACUUAAUUAUAAUCAGUGCAACAGAAUGGCUUCAAGGAUUGACACAGACACACAAAACGGAAAAGGGAAAAGCAAUGUUUAUCGCAGUUACGAAAUUAUAUCAGUCCAUCAAUGAUAAAAUAAAUGAAAUGAGACAACCAGAUAGAAAAGUGGCUUUGGUCAAGGAGUGGGACGAUCUAUUUGUAGAAGGUGCUCAAAACAAUUUGGCCAAAAUAUGGCUCAAUCUAGCAGAAUAUUUCAGGGUGCUUAAGCAUUCUCUUCCUAUCAAAGAGCUACCUGUUAUGUAUAGAUUUGCAUCAAUGACCGAGUGUUUUGAUCAUCAACUUAUUUUCAAGCAAACAGAGGAUAAACCCAUGUGGUUUAAACUUCUCAAAGAGUCAUGCACAUUGUUUUCAAGUGCAUCUACUACAUUACAACUGGCUGGCUACAAAACUUUGUUGAGUUUGGUACCAGUUUUGGUAAAUAUAGAUUCUGAAGCGGUUGAUUCAAAUACUCCGAAUAAGGAUGGACUGUUAUUCGAAAUGUUUAAACGUGUUUGUUUGUUGAUGCAAGAUAUCGUCAGUACAAUGCUAUCUGAUUUAAAAUUAGGGGAAGACAGUUGUCAUGUGCAGCCUUUCACGGAUUCUUACAACUAUACUCUUGCCUAUUUGCUAAUAUGGGAUAUAAUGCUGUGUCUUUGCGAAGAAGCUUCAAUAGAAUUGAAAUUCCAAUAUGCUGACUGGUUAAGGCAAGAAGAUAUAUUGAAAAGUCUGUUGGAUAAUUUAUUCAGAUUGAUGCCAAUUGAAGUUUUACAUCAUGCUGAGUCCAAGAAAUUAUACCAUCCUGAAUGGUUCUCUUCCAGGGUUGAAUUUGUUGCAGAAAAAGUGUGCACGAGUGCCGAGUUGGAGCAUAUGGUUUGCUGGAUUUAUUAUUCAACUCUAUUACAACUACCAGCUUUGGUUAGACAAUGGUGGUCUAGGGUAGAAAUCAGAAUAGCUCAGAUUGUAGAAAGGAUAACAUCUGCCUAUGUUUCACCAAUACUAAUCAACCGCGAAAUGGAAGACAUAACUCAACACGAGAAAAAAUUCAAGAAUAUGACGAUUAAAGUUCUACCAACUGUCAGAGAAGUCAUUGCUGUUUAUACAGUGGAUGAAUCUCAGAUGGAAUUAAUCAUAACACUGCCAACCAAUUACCCUCUAGCUGGUCCUGAUGUUCAUUGCAAUAGACAAAUCAGUGGUACUUCAUUCAAACAGUGGGUUAUGCAAUUCAGAAAAUGUGUUCUGUAUCAGAACGGUAGAAUAUGGGAUGGUCUAUCAUUGUGGAAUAAUAACUUGGAUAAGAAAUUUGAUGGUGUCGAAGAAUGUUACAUUUGCUUUGCUGUUUUGCAUCCUGGUACUUACCAGUUACCCAAACUAUCAUGUCAAACUUGUAAGAAGAAAUUCCAUUCUGCUUGCUUGUACAAAUGGUUUAGUACAAGUAACAAGAGUUCGUGUCCUAUUUGCCGUAAUUUGUUUUAGUAAUGGAAUUUGAAUGUUAAAGAAACCCAAUAAAUUAAUAGAAGACAAAACUUUAUUUGUGAAUGAUGUAUAUAAUCGGUUGUAAUAUUAAUCAUUCUUGUUGAAGUAUUCUUAUUAUCAAUCAUUUACAAUGUAUAUUUUCUCAAAAACUGUAUAUUUUCUAAUAAAAAUUUAUAUUUUA
Molecule: messenger RNA, 5357 nt
Organism: Harmonia axyridis
Lineage: Eukaryota; Metazoa; Arthropoda; Insecta; Coleoptera; Coccinellidae
Gene: Ltn1
Product: E3 ubiquitin-protein ligase listerin
Exons: 19
Coding region: 137-5176 (1679 amino acids)
Biological process (GO): rescue of stalled cytosolic ribosome; ribosome-associated ubiquitin-dependent protein catabolic process
Cellular component (GO): RQC complex; cytosol
Molecular function (GO): ubiquitin protein ligase activity; zinc ion binding; ribosomal large subunit binding
Source: RefSeq, a predicted model, not a curated record